AUGAUUUAGUAGGAAAAACUACAAGAAGAUGGUUUAAAAUAAGAAAUAAGUCGAAAUGAUCCUGGUCAUAAAACUUCAAUUAAGAAGCUUACCUCUUUUAAUGAUUAAUCUACUUCAUCAUCUUUCAAAAAUAAGAUAGGAAAACGUUAUUAGUCUAAUAGUUAGUUCAAAAUACAUUUUUAUGUGCUUCAUGCACACAUUAAUGGUAUGAGUGAUAAUGUUAGAUAAAGAAUAAUUAGAACGUUUUUUUAAAAAGAAAUGUAUAAAAUUUAAAUUUAAUUUUAGUAAUAAUUUAAAGCUAGGAGUGAUAGUAGUGAAUCCUAUAGAAGAUAUAAGAGUAGAAACAUAAGUAAAAAGAAGAAAAACAAGAGAUUCGACAAUAAAUAAGUAUGGUGGUUCAAAAGAAAAUCUCCAUCUUCCUCUAGUGAACCAAGAAGAGUUAAAAAGAUUAAGAUAUAAGUUGAACUAGAUAAAGAUGUUUUUGUUUUAAUGUCUAUUAAGAAUUUAAGAAAUAUGGAGAUCUUAAAGGAAUUUAUGUAUUUUCGUUAAAGAGGAAGUAUUGAAGAAAUGUUAAUUAUCAAGUUAUUUACUUUUGUAUUCAUCGUUCUCUUAUUUGCAGGAGGUUUUACGUCUUCCAGUCCAUUUAUAAUUGACUCUUAAUGAUUAAAUGGUUAAUUCUAAUGCCAAGAUUAUUGAUAAACCUAUUGAUAUCCAAAGACCCUUUAUCUAAGAAACUUUAGCUUAUUAGCUGAACAAUUAAAUUGAUGUAGAUGAUGAUGAGAGUAAUCCUAUCAUUUUAUUUUUCAUUAGAUAAGAAAAGAAAAAAUAAAAGAAAAGUUGAGAAAUUUUAGAAAAAAUGA
Messenger RNA from Paramecium primaurelia, 860 nucleotides. Lineage: Eukaryota; Ciliophora; Oligohymenophorea; Peniculida; Parameciidae. The record is from the annotation of a GenBank genome assembly.